Messenger RNA from Meira miltonrushii, 2181 nucleotides. Its product is annotated as RabGAP/TBC. Lineage: Eukaryota; Fungi; Basidiomycota; Exobasidiomycetes; Exobasidiales; Brachybasidiaceae. The transcript has a single exon. Gene Ontology annotation, biological process: activation of GTPase activity. The coding region runs from base 51 to 2069 and encodes 672 amino acids. Gene Ontology annotation, molecular function: GTPase activator activity. The record is from RefSeq and is a predicted model, not a curated record.
GUUACCAAACACUUUCACCUGCCCAUCAUCACAUCCAAAUAGAGGUCAAGAUGGCACAAGGUAGUCUCUCCCAUGACUCCCCUGAUGGCAGAUCAACGGAAUCUGCUUAUCCUCCUCAAUCCUCUUCCAUAGCCUUUCCUGACGAUCCGUUCUCAGAAACGUAUAAACGAUCACAAGCACAACAACUACACACGCAACCACAACCAGGAGGUAUGAAUACCGAUUCGAUAACGGAUUGGGCAAAAGCGACAAGAUUUACAGUCUUGAAUCAUUUCUCUCACGUAACAAACGUUGCUAGAAAUGGUGCUCAUAACCUGCUCUCUUCACCUUUGUUUCAACAACAAUUAGGCGAUAGCGGUGAUGAGAAUGGAGGAAAAAGAUCUUCAACUGCUUCUUUGGCAACAAGUCUUUUGCAACAUGGUCCUAUAGGACCUUUUGGGCCAAACGAUCCUUCUUGGAAACAUAGCGAUUUAGCACAGAAAAGUGGAACGGGUGAUUUUGAUAGCGCUCACGUUUACCUUGCCAGAUGGGCAAAAAUUGUUGCAGAAGAAGGAGAAACAAACAGAAGAAGGGAAGCAGAAGCAAGACGUGCAAUUCAUAAACAGUCAAUAGAUGAUGUUGAAGAAUCAGAAUUGGGUCAAUUCGAGGUAUGGAAUAGAUUACCGCAUAUCGAUCGACCAGAAGCCACUCGUAGCAGAGAUAAUGCCAUCUCUUUACAAGCCUGGAAAUCACUCUUUGAUAAAGAUGGAAAGCCAGUAAUCACAAGAAGAGAGAUGAAAGUACUUGUGUUUCAACAAGGUUUUGGGAAAGGCAAAGAGCGUGCGAUGGGAACGCAUUGGGAUCAACUAGACCCUCGUGCUGAAUGCUGGAGUUUCUUGCUGAAAGCUCAACCUUGGGAUCCUUCGAUCGGACAGGAAGAAAGACGUAAGCUGUGGAAUGAACGAUCAGAAGAAUACUGGGCUAUCAAGACGCAGUAUCUGACAAGCAUGCAAUCGUCCCCUCAACCGGCGAAGGAGGUAGAGAAGGAAGAGGAGCUAUCACAAGAAGAAGCAGAAGAACAGCAAAAGCGAGCAGAAGAGACAACCUUUUGGAAAGAGCAGCGGCAUCGUGUUCACGUUGAUUGCUUACGUGUGGAUCGCAAGAUUCCUUUCUUCAAUGAUUACGAUAAUGAGGCAUACGGUAAAGGAGGUGGUGAAGAUGGCGAUGCUUAUGAGAACAUCAAUGCAAAUGCACAUGCUCAAAGGCUUGAAGAGAUUCUUUUGGCCUACGUAGCCUGGGAUAGAGCGCAAGAAGCAAAAGCAGACGGUAACGACAACGAAGACGAACGUGGCCAAUUGGGAGGUUACGUACAAGGAAUGUCUGAUCUUUGUGCUCCUUUAUACGCUGUCUGUCAUGGAGAUGAAGCAAAGACGUUUUGGCUUUUGGUCGGAUUGAUGAAAAGGGCAAGAAGCAAUUUCUACUCUAAUCAAAGCGGAAUGAAGAUGCAAUUGCUCAAUCUUCAAAAACUGAUUUCCAUCAUGGAUGCAAACUUGUAUGGUCAUUUGGAAGAGAUUGAUGGACUCAAUCUUUUCUUCUGCUUCAGGUGGCUUCUUGUCUUGUUCAAGCGUGAAUUUGAAUAUCCCGAAAUCUUGAUCUUAUGGGAAGGCAUUUGGGCUGCAGAAGUGGAUGAGCAAGAUGGCAAGAAUGCUGAUGAUCACAUGCCCCCUACAAACGCCUCAUUGUCUAACCAUUUCCAAAUCUUUGUCGCUUUGGCCAUAUUGGAACAACAAAGGGAUGUGAUUGUGAAAUACCUUCACCAUUUCGAUGAAGUAUUGCAAUACAUGAACGGAUUAUCUGGUCAAAUUGAUGUCGAUCGAACAUUGGCGGAAGCACAAGUUUUAUGUCUAUCAUUGAAACAGCUCAUCAACCAACAGGAGAAAGUAUCACAACAAUCACAAUCGAAAAACGGUAAAGGAGAUGAAGCGGCCACAUUGGCAGCUGCUGCAAUCGCUCCAGUAGAUGAUGAAAUCAAGGCCCUAGUGGGAAUUCAUACAAGCAGUGCAGAGAAAGAAGUGAUACCAUUGUCAUAGAGUAAAUCUUUGUAUAGAGAAUGAUAUUGUUAGGUAGCAGAAAUUUUUGUAGAAUAUGAAUAUACGUAUGAUUUCGCGUUGUUCUGUAAAUGAAUAAAGUAAGAGUACAAAG